CCGUACAUCUGUAGCGAAUAUUAAUUUACGAGUAACUGAUAGUAAAUGAAUAGUCAUUUUCGAGCAAUUGAAUACUCAUUUUCAAUUAACUGAAUAUUCAUUUUUCUAAAUUCAAUUACUUUCGAAAAUGAAUAUUCAAUUAUCCGAAAAUAAGUAUUCAAUUACUCAAAAAUAAGUAUUGAAUUACUCAAAUAUAGGCACUUUGUAAUCUGGGUGACUGGGUUAGCAUCUGUAAUUUAAUUGAAUCAAGAGCUCUGCUUUGAAACCAAAACCUGCCUGAAACAAUGUCGAUUCCCGCCCCCAGUUUCAAUUCGUCGAAACUUCUCAAUCACCCCAAACACCUUCAUCAUCUUCCCCAGCAAUCUCCAAACCCUAUUCUACGAUCCCACCUUCUCCGUAGCUCCAAAACCCCCAAUCUCGUACCCUUAAACAUUUCCUUCCGGAAUCAUGGAAAUAUUCUCAGAUUCAAAUGCACCGGUGGAUCGGAGUCCGCACCUACUUCCCGCGCCUUGUUGGACGAUGCAGAGAAGGAACCGAAGAAGCUAGACGACGGCCAGAGUGGCGGAAACGGACGUUUUCCGUCUGGCGGCGGCGGAGGCGGCGGAGGAGGAGGAGGAGGAGGAAAUGAAGGCGACGGCGAUGAAGAUGAGUUUGGACCGGUGAUGAAGUUCGAGGAGGUCGUGCGAGAGGUCGAGAAGCGUGGAACUGAUUUGCCUGAUGUUAUGUGGGAGAUUGCCAAGACUACAGGGCUUCGCAGUUUGGUUCUUAGUCGGUACUUGGAUCUGCAGGCUGCUGCUUGGCCACUUGGAUUUUUAAUGAGACAUUGCUCGUUGCUAAGGGACCGAAUGUUAGCCGAUCCUUCUUUUCUGUUUAAAAUUGGAACAGAGGUUGUGAUAGACUCUUGUUGUGCUACUUUUGCUGAGGUACAAAAAAGAGGAAAAGACUUUUGGGCAGAGUUUGAAUUGUAUGCUGCUGAUCUUUUGGUUGGCAUUGUUGUUGACAUUGCUUUAGUUGGUAUGCUGGCUCCUUAUGUCCGCUUUGGGAAGAAGCCCGUUUCAACUGGAUUAUUUGGACCACUGCGGUAUGCUUGUGGAUCUCUUCCUAGCAGUGUUUUUGAAGCUGAGAGGCCGGGUUGUAGAUUUUCAUUGCAACAGAGGAUUGCCACAUAUUUUUACAAGGGAGUGUUGUAUGGCUCAGUUGGAUUUGGGUGUGGCCUUAUUGGUCAAGGCAUUGCAAAUAUGUUGAUGAAUGCUAAGAGGAGCAUCAAGAAGUCCGAAGAUGAUAUACCUGUUCCUCCUCUAGUGAAAAGUGCUGCACUAUGGGGUGUUUUCCUUGCGGUGUCUUCGAACACUCGUUACCAAAUAAUAAACGGACUGGAACGUGUUGUCGAAGCAUCGGCGCUGGCGAAGCGGGUCCCGCCUGUUGCGAUGGGCUUCACGGUCGGAAUCCGGUUUGCUAACAACAUCUAUGGUGGGAUGCAGUUUGUGGAUUGGGCCAAGUGGAGUGGCGUGCAAUAGAACCCUGUAGUAGUAUGAUUCACUUCUUUAAAUUGUUGAGUUCUAGAAUUGUUUUUAUCUAAUGAGUUUUAGGAGGUUAUACUUUGUUUUAGGAGGCCACCUUUUAGGUUACUAUUUCCCAGUUUUCAUGCAAUCAAUUACUCCCUUUUCUCUACUAAAAAGAAAAAUGGGAUAAUUAUUUUAGGACAAAGGUGGAUUUCUUGUCGUUUACUGCAUAUUUCUUGCCCCGAGAUUCUAAAUUUUGCU
Molecule: messenger RNA, 1763 nt
Organism: Cuscuta campestris
Lineage: Eukaryota; Viridiplantae; Streptophyta; Magnoliopsida; Solanales; Convolvulaceae
Source: the annotation of a GenBank genome assembly